AUGCCAUUCCAGAGGAUGCUGCUUCAACUCAUCUAUUCCUGGGGUCAAAUGGUGCUUCUACCCCAAUGA
Molecule: messenger RNA, 69 nt
Organism: Staurois parvus
Lineage: Eukaryota; Metazoa; Chordata; Amphibia; Anura; Ranidae
Source: the annotation of a GenBank genome assembly